Messenger RNA from Drosophila kikkawai, 6500 nucleotides. The record is from RefSeq and is a predicted model, not a curated record. Lineage: Eukaryota; Metazoa; Arthropoda; Insecta; Diptera; Drosophilidae.
ACAACAAUCCCAACAAAACAACGAUAUUAACAUCAACAACACACCCUGUCACAACAAGAGCUCCAACUACAACAACAGCAACUAGUGGCUGCCCAACAGCUGCUUUAAUAACUGCAUUCAACAGCAUUGCAGCCAUAUUGGUAUUAGCAACUGAAAAUGGAACAGCAAAAACUGUCCACCGAUCAGCUGCCAGCAGCCUCGGGUUCAACAACGCCUGCAACAACAACAGCAGCAGCAGCAGCAGCAGCAACAGCCACCCGCUCAAGCUCAACAACAACUACUACUAAGUCGAACAACAACAGCCCGGCCAGAUCAACGUUUACCAACAAUUUUAACCAACAACUGCAGGCAACCACAGCAGCCACCAUGCAGCGUCUACGCACGACAUUUACGCGAUCGCGAACGCCAACAGGUGCCGAGAUGAAGAUGCAGAAUAGCCUGGAGGUUCCCAAACAGGUAAAAAAGGUCCGCUCCGCCUCCUUCGACGAGAUGCAACUGGAGGCACAGCGUGCCUCCUCGAGCCUGCUCAAGCAGCAGUCCUCCUCCUCGGCCUCGGCGGACGAGCGAUCCUCGGAGGCGGGACUGCUCCAGGUGCCGUUGGCGGCCCAUCAGCAACGAUCUCAUAGCUUCGACUCGGCGGCGGUGUCCGCGGGUAGCGAUGAUUCUGGCACCUUUUUGGAGGUGCCGCGUCGCCUAAAGACUCGCCGCAGUUCGUCCACCAAGACGCCGCCACCCUGCAUCCAUUGUCACUAUCUGGAGGAGUAUGAACGCCGAAUGACGGCCGAGCAGCGCUACUUUAUCGAUCACCGGGAGCUGAGUGCCUUGAGCAACACCAGCUCGGAGGGGAGCGAGGAUGAGGACAACGACGACGACAAUGAUGAUGAUGGCGGCGGUGAUGACGAUGAUGAGGAGGGCAGUGCUGCCACAGAGGCCACCGAGGGUGAGACCACGGAAACGGCACCCGAGGAGGUGGAGGAGGAGCCGCGCACUGAAGUGGAAUCGGAGCACGAUCACGAUCCGGACGAUGAUGCCGCCAUGGAAAUGGAUAUACGAAUUGGCAACAUGAGCCUGGGCAGCAGCAUCGAGGAGUCUCGGACUCAUAUUCCUCGCCAAAUGCGACGCCAUACCAUCGGCAGCAGCGGCCAUACCACCAUGACUUCGGAGGAUGAGGGCCUUGAAGGAUCGGAUAAUGGAUCUCCGCAUUUUGGCAACACCCUGCUGCCCCCUCAGCCGACCACGCCCUGCGGCAUCACCUUCACACUGAGUCCAACCAAUGGAGAUUAUCCGUCGUCGCCGCCAAUUCUACCCAUUGAGCCACCAUCGCCGCCCAUGUCGCCAUGCUCGACGGCGGUACGACUGCCGCCCACGAUGAUAACACCACCCACGAUCUCCUCGCCCUGUGCAUCGGCGGAUGCCGAUGAUGCUGGCGCUGCCAUGGGUCUGCCGGUCCGAGCCAGACGUCGUUCGAUUUCGCGACAGGAGGCCAUAUUUGUGGAGCCCACGGGCAACUCCUUGGAGAAUGUCUCUCACGAGGAGGUGGACAACAACAACAAGUCAUCGGUGGACACUGCGGACUCUCUAGAGGAAGCCUCGACCAUGGCCACCUGUGGCUCACCAACAGCAGCCGGAGGAGCUGGUGCAUCGAGCAGUCACCACAAUGCUUUUGUGGUAAGAGACAUCUAUCUGAUGGUGCCGGAUCUCAAAAGAGAUCGUGCCGCCUCCGUGGACUCGUGCUUUUCGAAGCUCUCCUCGGGACCCAAGGCCGAGGAGCUGCAGCCGAGUGCCGAUGGGUGUUUCCUCACAGUACCAAAUAUCAAUGCCACCCGAUCCAGAUCGGUAGAUAUAGUGCUGCCAACCGAUGAGCAGGCGAGGUACAAGGCUUUGUCCAUGACAGGAUCCACAGCAACCUAUGCCGAUGGGCGUACCGCUUCGGCUAGCAACUCCCGGAGACCGAUACGGAUUGUGCCCGAUUGGACGGAGAAUGCUGUGCAGGGCGAGCACUACUGGAAGCCCACUUCCGCAUCCGGAGAUCUUUGCUGUUUGAACGAGGAAUGCAUUAAGAGCGGCCAGCGGAUGAAGUGCUCCGCCUGCCAGUUGAUUGCGCACCAAAACUGCAUUCCGUUUGUGAACGAAAAGAGCCAGCUGGCCUGCAAGCCCACCUAUCGGGAUGUGGGCAUCCGUCAGUAUCGGGAGCAGACCACCACCCACCAUCAUUGGGUGCAUCGCAAGCUGGAGAAGGGCAAGUGCAAGCAGUGCGGAAAGCAGGCGGUGCAGAGCAAGCUCUUCGGCUCGAAGGAGAUUGUGGCGUUGUCCUGCGCCUGGUGCCAUGAGAUCUACCACAACAAGGAGUCCUGCUUCAACCAGGCCAAAAUCGGCGAGGAGUGUCGUCUGGGCAACUAUGCGCCCAUCAUUGUGCCGCCGUCGUGGAUUGUGAAGCUGCCGAACAAGGGCAACUUCAAGUCCUCGAUUCGUGUGAGCAACAAGAACAAUGCCGCCUCGGGCUCAGCGGGCGGUGGUGGUGGCGGGUCAGGAGCUGGCGGUGGAUCCGGUGCUGGCAGCGGCGGCGGCGGCGGACAGGGUGGUGGACACAAGAGCAAGAAGCAUACACAGCGUCGGCACAAGGCCAAGGACGAGAAGAAGGAGCCGAGGGCGUUCAUUGUGAAGCCAAUACCAUCGCCGGAGGUAAUCCCGGUCAUUGUGUUUAUUAAUCCCAAAUCCGGUGGCAAUCAGGGUGUCAAGCUCCUGGGCAAGUUCCAGCAUCUGCUCAAUCCGCGCCAGGUGUUUGAUCUCACCCAGGGGGGUCCUAAAAUGGGCCUCGACAUGUUCCGCAAGGCCCCCAAUCUGCGGCUAUUGGCCUGCGGCGGCGACGGCACUGUGGGCUGGGUCCUGUCCGUCCUGGACCAGAUCCAGCCACCCCUGCAGCCGGUCCCGGCCGUCGGUGUCCUGCCCCUGGGCACUGGAAAUGAUCUCGCUCGCGCUCUUGGAUGGGGCGGGGGCUAUACGGAUGAACCGAUUGGUAAGAUACUGCGCGAGAUUGGCAUGUCGCAGUGCGUUUUAAUGGAUCGCUGGCGCGUCAAGGUGACGCCCAACGAUGAUGUCAGCGACGAUCAUGUCGACAGGAGCAAGGCAAAUGUGCCCCUGAAUGUGAUCAACAAUUAUUUCUCAUUCGGUGUGGAUGCCCACAUUGCCCUCGAAUUUCACGAGGCACGCGAAGCGCAUCCGGAGCGCUUCAAUUCGCGGCUAAGGAACAAGAUGUACUAUGGCCAGAUGGGCGGCAAGGAUCUGAUCCUGCGCCAGUAUCGCAACCUGUCCCAGUGGGUAACCCUGGAGUGCGAUGGCCAGGAUUUCACCGGCAAGCUACGGGAUGCUGGCUGCCAUGCGGUGCUCUUCCUGAACAUUCCCAGCUAUGGCGGCGGCACUCAUCCUUGGAACGACUCCUUUGGCUCUGCCAAGCCUUCGAUUGACGACGGCCUAAUGGAAGUGGUGGGACUGACCACCUACCAGCUGCCCAUGCUGCAGGCGGGCAUGCAUGGCACCUGCAUCUGCCAGUGCCGCAAGGCAAGAAUCAUCACCCGGCGCACCAUACCCAUGCAGGUGGAUGGCGAGGCCUGCCGGGUGAAGCCCUCGAUCAUUGAGAUCGAGCUGCUCAACAAGGCUUUGAUGCUGUCCAAAAGGAAGCAUGGACGCGGCGAUGUCCAGGUGAAUCCCCUGGAGAAGAUGCAGCUGCACAUCCUGCGGGUGACCAUGCAGCAGUACGAGCAGUAUCACUACGACAAGGAGAUGCUGCGCAAGCUGGCCAACAAGCUGGGCCAGAUCGAGAUCGAGUCGCAGGUCGAUCUGGAGCAUGUCCGCAACAUGCUCAACUCCAAGUUCGAGGAGUCCAUCUCAUAUCCCAAGGUCUCGCAGGACUGGUGCUUCAUCGACUCCUGCACUGCGGAGCACUAUUUCCGCAUUGAUCGCGCCCAGGAGCACUUGCACUACAUCUGUGACAUUGCCAUCGAUGAGCUGUAUAUACUGGACCAUGAGGCGGCCACCAUGCCACAGACACCGGACCAGGAGCGCUCCUUUGCGGCCUUCUCGCAGCGGCAGGCGCAGAAUGAGCGCCGGCAAAUGGACCAGGCCCAGGGCCGUGGCCCGGGCAGCACGGAUGAGGAUUUGCAAAUUGGCUCCAAGCCCAUUAAAGUGAUGAAGUGGAAGAGCAACAAAGAUCGUUUAUUCAGUUUCAACGAAGAUGUUUUUGGUUAUGGAUUCAGCCCUAUACUGGAGCAAACUUCCGAUGCCGUACUACUAGCAGCCCAGAGCGGCGACCUCAAUAUGUUACGUGCACUACAUGAACAAGGAUACUCACUGCAGUCAGUGAACAAGAACGGACAGACCGCCUUGCACUUUGCCUGCAAAUACAACCAUAAGGACAUUGUUAAAUAUAUCAUCUCGUGCGCCACGCGACGCGUCAUCAACAUGGCCGACAAGGAGCUUGGGCAAACCGCACUCCACAUCGCCGCCGAGCAGAAUCGCCGCGAUAUCUGCGUUAUGCUAGUGGCAGCCGGCGCCAACCUGCAGGCCCGUGACUCUGGCGGCAACACGGCCAUGAUGGUGGCCUUCAAUAAGAACGCCAACGAGAUAGCAACGUAUUUGGAAAGUCAAGAGCGUUUUAUGCAUCUGGAGGUGCAGACCAGGAUCUAAGGGGGGCGACGAGGGACGGGGACGAAGGAGGCGAAGCAUUCACCCUACGACAUAAUUAAUAAUUAAUUAAUAAAUAAUGAUAAUCUUUUUUUUUGUGCAAUCACUGUUUUUUUUUUUUUAAAUUAGUUAAUAUAAAAUUAAGCAAAGAAAAUACAAACAACACUCGACAACACACAUUUUAGCCAGUAAGCUCGCAUAAGAGAGAAAGAGAGAGAGAAGGUAAAAAUUAUUGUAAAGCAAAGCUAGCAAGACGAGGUAACUUUUAAUUUCCUAAUUAAAGAUUGAGUGUAAAUUCGAAAUUCGAAAUUAAUUUGUUUUCACUUACCGAUUGAUUAACGAUUAAUGAUUAUAUUGUGAUAUCUAAAUUAAUUAAUUAAUUAGAGAGAGAACGAGAGAGCGAAGCGAUAUUACUGAAUAAUCGAAAUAAAACCUUCAACACACACACACACACAACACACAUUAUUUAUAAAUAAUAUUAUAUUUAAAAUAAUAUUUAAAUGUACUUCUUUUGGAAUUCUAGGCUAAGUAAAAACUUGAAUACUCUGAUCGACAAGCGAAUAAGACAGAGAGCAGCAAAAGCAGCAGCACGAUUAGAAAGAGAUAGACAGAGCGAUCAAGAAAGAGAUAGAGAGAUAGAGCGUUUUGCCGAGCUCAAUAGCUGUCUCGCUCAGACAAAGAAAAACACACACACACAGUCCCGAUGCACAGACUAGAAUGCACAACCCCCGUUAGCUGUACCUACACUCGUAUUUAGGAUAUAUCCAUACCAUAUAUCCCCAUUUAUAAACUCAGACCCGAACCCUCAGCGUUUCAAACCGAAAGACUUGGGUGUAUCUCCCCCCCCAUAGGUUACUUGCCCGCCUCUAAAGGGAGACGACGGCUAGCAGGCAAGGACCAACAAAGACUAUCUAUGUAUACUCUACCCUCUAUAUUCUAUACCCUAUAAUUCUGUAUUCCGUAUUCCCUGCACCUAAACAAUGAGUAAUAAUAUAAUAAUAUAUGUAUACAACAAACACACACUCACACACAUUUUAUCGAAUCAAAAAAUGUUAUUACGAAUAUCCAGAAUAGCCGUUAGUCUAAUAAAUGAAUCCUUCUUUUGCUUAGAUUCCAAAAAUUCCGCAUAUAUAUUAUUAUACAUAGUCGUGUUUAGUCGAGUCAAUUACGUUUACCGCGAUUUCCUUCAGCCUUUACGAUUAAUAGCGAUAGCUCUAGCGAUAAGUCUCACUUAUACAGUAUAUCGAUUGACAUGGCACCGAUAAGAGCGAUAAGUGUUGUAUCGAUAACCUUUACGAGUAAAGCUGGCCGAAUGCAGCUCUCUCCCUUCUUUUUUGGGAGCCACUUAACCUUCGCCGUUAAAACUUGGCCCGGAUAGCCGUGGCUCCGGCUACCGGGAAAGCCGGAGAGGGUUUUUGGGACAAAACCAUUUUUAAAAGGGGUCAGCGUAUGCAUUCCUGCGGGUAAUUAUGUUUUGGAUUUCACAGAAAAAACACACAAACACACACAGACAACACACAUUGUAGGCUGCUGCAGGUGGUGGUGGAAACGGCGAUUGGGAUUCCGGUUAGCAGCGGGCUUCCGGCCAAUACGCCCCAACCAGAGGUGCCCCCCAAAAAGAAAAAUUGGAGAACCAGGAUCCAAAAUCGCAGCCCACAGUCCACCGCCUGCGGCAUCUAAUGGAUACUACAGCUGCGGGCAAUAGAAUAUAUGCAGUGCUCAAUAUUAUUUGGAAUUUAUUUAUUUAUUUUUAAUUUUUAAAAGAGAAAAUUAAUGCGAAUAAAAAUAUUUUAUUGUGAUAUUAACAAACUCAAGUCGAA